AAUCUACCUUCAUUGUUAGUUGAAAAUGUUGUGCAAAGUAUUAUUCGAUGUCAUUUUAAUAUUGUACUUUGUUAUGUGAACUGUGAACGUUAUCGGAAAGCAAUGGUUGUGUCUACAGAAAAUUCUAUUAGUGCCAAGAAAGGGAAUCCCUGUAUGCAAUGGUUGAUGGCUAUGCUAGCGAAUACCACACUCCUAACAUAUGGGUUUCAAGCGGGCUGGGUGUCACCGAUGACAAAAGUUUUACAAUCAGAGGAUUCGCCGGCCGGUUAUCCGUUGUCAGACUAUGAAAUAUCAUGGAUAGCAAGCUCUCUUUGUAUAGCGGCGACUGUCGGAGUCUCUCUAUUCGCCUACAUCGUUGACAGAUAUGGAAGGAAAAUAGCUAUUCUAAUAAUGGCUGCUCUACAAGCGUUAUGUUGGAUAAUGAAACUAUCCUCAGCACACAUAGCAGUAUUAAUCACAGCCAGAUUGUGUGCUGGGAUCUCUGCCGGCGGUUGUUACAACGUAGUACCAAUGUACGUCAGGGAAAUAAGCCAGGAUGACAUAAGAGGGGUGCUCGGAUCCUUCAUAAUUCUGUUUCAAAAUAUUGGAAUACUGGCAAUGUUUGCGAUGGGAGCAUACUUGAAUUACUACACUGUGCUGUGGAUCGUGGUUUGGGUACCAGUUUUAACUAUACUACUGAUGUUGAAGGCACCUGAAUCACCAGCCUUUUUGGUGAAACGUGGGAAAAUUGAGGAGGCGACGUCAACUAUAGCGUUUCUCCGAAAAUUAGAAGUCACCGACAAAGUUAUACAAAAUGAAAUUGACUUCAUGAAAAAUGAAGAGCUUACUUAUAAUUCACUGCCGAAGAUUUCUUUCAAAAGUAUAUUUAAGAAUAAGGCAUGGCGUCACGGCUUCAUCCUUAUCCUGAUUUUGGUAACAUUUCAAACAAACAGCGGUAACUUUGCCACUUUGACGUAUUCGCCGGCCAUUAUGAAAUCAGCCGGCGUCACGUGGAACCCAGAGCUACAGACGUUGAGUUUCCCCGCAGUUAUGAUCCUUGCCUCGUUUAUCUCAAUGAGUUGUGUGGAAAAGUUCGGUCGGAAGCCUCUCAUCAGCAUAACAUUUGCUGGAGCAAUUUUGGCGCAUGCAGUGCUAGGAACAACAAUGUUACUACAAUCUCAGGGAAGCAAUACACCUGGAUGGUUACCCGUGUUGGCUAUUGUGUUGUACGUCUUUGUAUACGCCGGCGGAAUCUCACCUAUGCCAUACAUUAUUAUGGCAGAAAUGUUUAAUUUCCAGAUACGAGCAAAGGUAAUGGGUUGUUUAGUGACAUACGCAUGGUUCAUGUCCUUUCUCCAGUUGGCUUCGUUUACGGCCGUCGCGAACUUUCUUGGGGUAUACACUGUGGUUUAUUGUUACGCCGGUAUCAACCUCUGUGGGGCUUUAACCAGCUUAAUAUUCUUACCAGAGACAAAAGGUAAAACUGCCGAGCAAAUAGAAAUGGAUCUAUUAGGUAAAAAUAAACAAGUACGGUGACCGUUUUGUGGUCAAUUGAAUAUUUUGUUUGUGAGAAUGGAAUUUCAGGUUUUGUAAAUGGUUUUAUAAAAUUGUUAAAAAAUAUUAUUAAAAGAAGUUAAUGAGGUAAAUGAAAGAGUGGGUUGUUUAUGUCUUUGUAGUGGUAUAAUGUUAACAUAUUUUUUCCGCUAGUUUAGCAAAACUAUAGGUCAGUCUGAUUAACCGGUAAUUGAGCAAGCGUGGUGAUUAAUGUUCAAACAUUCUCCGUGAGAGAAGAGGCUUUUGGUCAGCAGUGGUCACUUAUAGGCUGUUGAUGUCAUUGUGUCCUAGUUAAGUUUUCCAACUAAGCCUCACAUGUGGAAAGCAAUAAAGUAUUGAGUAUUAAGUCUAUUUUUAUAAACUAUAGGAUCAAAAUCCGUAAGCUUAAGUUAUUUUAUAUAAGGUACAACUUAAUUAGUUCCUAGCUCCGAAGCAACAGUAAUUUAAGCAUAAUAAAUGGACUAUAAAUGUA
This is a messenger RNA of Spodoptera frugiperda (fall armyworm), 2005 nucleotides long. RefSeq names its product facilitated trehalose transporter Tret1-like. The coding region runs from base 103 to 1515 and encodes 470 amino acids. Gene Ontology annotation, biological process: transmembrane transport. Gene Ontology annotation, cellular component: membrane. The transcript is spliced from 7 exons. Lineage: Eukaryota; Metazoa; Arthropoda; Insecta; Lepidoptera; Noctuidae. The record is from RefSeq and is a predicted model, not a curated record. Gene Ontology annotation, molecular function: transmembrane transporter activity.